CAGGCACCCGGGACAGCAGCAGCAGCGAUACCCACAGCCGCACAGGAGGAUCCCAAUCGGUCAGGAGCGACUGGAAAGACAGGGAGCGGAGUCCAGCUUCCCUCCUCCUGUUACAGAAGUUUGGACGUGAAUGAUCGGCCAACAACAGAAACCACUAGUGACUGGACAUUUCAUAACUUGUGGAACCAGGAAGAGCAUAAAGACUAAGAUGAUGAUGACGAUACACUUACUCUACAAUAUUGGGUGGCUCAUAGCCCUAAAUCUGUCUGCGUUAUUUGCAGCUUGUCCUGACCAGGAUCCAGACCUCCUCCACUGGAAUCCUGGCCACAAUAAGGAACAUCGAGUGAACAUUGGGCGCAAUCGGAAACUGCUGCUAUCUUCUUCUGCCACAGUCCAUUCCAUUCACAUCUCUGAUGGAGGCAAACUGGUCAUUUCAGACGCUAAUGAGGAGCCUAUUGUCCUUCGUACCCGAAGUAUCCUUAUUGAAGAUGGCGGGGAGUUGCAUAUUGGCAGUGAGGACUGCCCAUUUCAGAAAGAUUUCACCAUCAUUUUAUAUGGAAGAUCUGAUGAAGAAACGGAAAGACUUCACAGCUAUUUUGGGUUGAAGUACAUCGGAGUGAGUAGAGGAGGGACACUUGAAAUUCACGGUGCUGACAAACUGUCCUGGACAUUCCUGAACAAGACCCUCCACCCUGGUGGGAUGAGUGAGGGCGGUUACUACUUUGAAAGAAGUUGGGGCCACCGAGGCAUCAUAGUCCAUGUCAUUAACCGGAUUGGAGAGGUAGUCCAUUCAGACAGAUUUGAUACCUAUAAAAGCAGAGAUGAAAGUAAACGUCUUGCUGAGUACUUGGAUGGAGUGAAAAAAGGCAUGAUAAUUUCGGUGGCUGUGAACGAUGAGGGAUCAGGCAAGCUGGAUGACUUUGCCAAGACUGCACUGUCCAAGCUGGGGAGCAAGUAUUUCAGACACCUUGGAUUCAGGCAUCCUUGGAGUUUUAUCACUGUAAAAGGUUCGCCUGAAUUCUCUGCUGAAGAUCAUGUUAUUUAUCAAGGAGCAAGAGGAUCUGCUGCUGCGAAAGUGUUUAAACUUUUCCACUCCUCUGACGGGAAUCACUUUACUGUUGGUUCAACAAGUGAGUGGGUGCAAGAUGUGGAAUGGACCGAUUGGUUUAACCGGGAUGAUGAGCGAGGAUCGGGGGACUGGGAAAAACUGUCGGACCUGAGAGUUGCAUUUCCUGGAAAAAUUUGUGAGAGUCCAAUUGACAUACAGGUUGUUACUGUUGAUGGAAUCCCAGCCAGUCGAACAGCAGAGGUGUUCCAUAUGCAUGAUCAAGACUAUGGAUUUGUGUGCCGGAAUAAGGACCAGGCUAAUGGAAUCUGCCAUGACUACAAAGUGCGCUUCCUUUGUGGUAAACCAGUGCGGCCCAAGGUGACCGUUACCAUAGAUACACACGUUAAUAGCAGCAUUCUGGAGCUCGCAGAUGAUGCCAGAACUUGGAAAGCUGGUGAUGUCAUCUUUCUUGCCAGCACAGAUUAUUCAAUGCAUCAGACUGAAGAAUUUCAGCUCUUACACUGUCCAGAAUGCAAAGCAAAUCAGGUCAAAAUCCAAGGAAAAGCAAAGUACUUGCACAUGGGAAAGGAGGUUGAUGGCAUUGACAUGCGAGCCGAAGUGGGAGUACUGUCUAGAAAUGUCGUAAUUAUGGGAGAAAUGGAGGCUCAGUGCUAUGGCAAUAAUGCUUGCAAGUUUUUUGAAUUUGACACAGUUGGAGGGCACAUUAAGAUGGGUGUGGGUUUUAAAGCAGCUCACAUUGAAGGUGUUGAGUUGAAGCACAUGGGCCAGCAGUCAAUGGGCCAUUAUCCCAUUCAUUUUCACAUGGCGGGAGACCUGGAUGAGAAAGGUGGUUACAACCCGCCAACCUACGUGAAGGGAGUCUCCAUUCACGAAUCCUUCUCUCGGUGUGUGACCAUUCAUGGGUCCAGCGGACUUCUGGUGAAAGAUGUAAUUGGUUACAAGACCCUGGGGCAUUGCUUCUUCACUGAAGAUGGUCCUGAGGAACGAAACACUUUUGAUCACUGUCUCGGACUGUUGAUCAAGGCAGGGACUCUACUACCAUCAGACCGUGACGGCAAAAUGUGCAAGAGCAUAACAGAUGGGGUGUACCCAGGCUACAUCCCAAAGCCCAGGCAGGACUGCAAUGCUGUCUCCACGUUUUGGAUUGCCAAUCCCAACAAUAAUCUGAUCAACUGUGCAGCUGCAGGCUCUGAGGAAACCGGGUUCUGGUUCAUUUUCCACCAUGUGCCCACGGGACCUUCGGAAGGAAUGUAUUCCCCUGGUUAUUCUGAACAUGUGCCAUUGGGAAAGUUCAGCAACAACAGGGCUCAUUCCAACUACAGAGCUGGUAUGAUGAUUGAUAAUGGGGUAAAAACAACGGAAGCAAAUGCAAAGGACAAGAGGCCAUUCCUCUCACUGGUUGGUGCAAGGUACAGUCCCCAUGAAGGCGCUGACCCUCACAAGCCAAGAGAACCUGCUAUAAUCAAAAAUUAUAUUGCAUAUAAAAACCAGGAGCAUGGUGCUUGGCUUCGUGGUGGAGACGUGUGGUUGGAGGACUGCCAAUUUGCUGAUAAUGGAAUUGGACUGACUCUUGCAAGUGGUGGGACUUUUCCAGAUGAUGAUGGAGCCAAACAGGAGGUAAAAAACUCAUUGUUUGUUGGGGAGAGUGAAAACCGUGGAACUGAGAUGGCAGACAACCUCAUUUGGGGACCUGGUGGUCUAGAUCAUAGUGGACGAGCUCUUCCAAAAGGAGUGACAUUCCCUAUCCGAGGCAUGCAGAUCUAUGAUGGCCCAAUCAAUGUGGAGAACUGCACUUUCCGUAAAUUUGUUGCUCUGGAUGGUCGUCACACCAGCGCCAUUGGGUUCCGAUUCAAUAACUCUUGGCAAACCUGCCCUAACAACAAUGUGACAAAUAUCACUUUCCAGGACGUCCCAAUUACAUCACGAAUCUUCUUUGGAGAGCCAGGGCCCUGGUUCCACCACUUGGAUCUGGAUGGCGACAAAACGACAAUCCUGCACGAUGUGGACGGAUCAGUAUCGGAGUUUCCCGGUGCCUAUAUUGUUAAACAUGAUAACUGGCUGCUCAGACAUGCAGACUGUAUCGAUGUGCCAGACUGGAGAUCCGCUAUCUGCAGUGGUCACUACGCACAGGUGUACAUUCAGGCCAGGCGGCCAUCGAGCCUGAAGAUGAAGAUGAUUAAGGAUGAGUACCCCGAUAAGCCACUCUAUUUAAAAGGUGCACUGGGCAAACAUUCUCAUUAUCAGCAAUAUCAGCCUGUCGUUAUGCUACAGAAAGGAUACACUGUACACUGGGAUGGUCCAGCACCACAGGAGGUUACCAUAUGGCUCAUCAACUUCAACCAGAAUGACUGGAUUCGAGUGGGGCUUUGCUACCCUAAAGGCAGCACGUUUAACAUAAUAUCGGAUAUUCAUAAUCGCUUAUCAAAAAGAACAUUCAAGACUGGGUCUUUCCUGAGGACAUACCAGAUGGACAACCUGGAUCGCGAUCACCCAGGCAGGGGCUACUACUUCUUGGAUGAGGAUACUGGGCUACUGUUCCUGAAAGUGAAAGCCCACAAAAACCGAGAGCAGUUUGCUUUCUGCUCUACAGCAGGCUGUGAGAGAGUAAAGAUCAAAGCCUCUAUCCCAAAGAACAGCAGGAUCAGUGACUGUGCAAUGAAAGCAUAUCCCAAGUACAGUGAGAUGCCAACUGUCGAUGUGCCAAUGCCACAGAGAAUACCUACGGAACAGCUGACCACAAACGAUCACUUCUUGGAGGUCAAACUUGAAUCCUAUCAAACCAGGUUUUUCCACAUCAAACAGGACUUGGCCUAUUCCAAUGUUAAUGGAAAGAAGUAUUACCAUGCUGAUGAUGGCAUGCAGAUCGUAGUGAUAGACGCAAAGUCUGGAAAGGUGGUCGAUAAUAGAAGCUUCCGAAACAUGAUCUUGCGAGGAAUUCCAGUCCAUGUAGAGAAUUAUGUAGCAAACAUGAAGAACAACUCCAUUGUUCUGGUGACAUCUAAAGGGCGACUAAUUUCAGAAAGACCUUGGAACAAAGUUCUGACACAACUUGGAGCCACCAGUGUUAAGCUAAAGGAUAAACUGGUAUUUGUGGGAUUCAAAGGAAGCUUCAUACCAGAGUGGGUAAAACUUGUCGUUGGUGAAGAGAUGGCAAAGCUCCAUGAAGUUCUCCCAAUCCCUGUUGUAAACAAGUUGAAACUAUGAGUGAUCCCAGUCUGGAGCACUGAUCAAGUGCAGGUCUAGCUGAAGAGGGUUGAACUUGGAAUUACUACUGAUUUUUAAGAAGUGGUCAAAGUUGCAAAGAUAUUGCAGCAAAGCAGCCCAUUUAUCAUUGUGCUUACCCGUCCAGCCACUAGGCUUGUUUCACAAGCUGAUACUAUUUGUAGACUGUAUUUGUCAACACAUUACUUAUUCUCUCUCAGACUGCUCCUUGCUCCCGAAAUAGCUGGUCCUUUUUCGGAUGUAUAUUCUUUCCGUGUUCUGUCUGUUGAGGUGUUUUCGAUCUGUCGGCCUCACCAAAGAUUUAUUUUCUGUUGUAGGGAUGUUUCUAUUUAUUUAUUAAGACACUAUAGAGAAUGACACCAAGGCACUUGUGUAACUGUAUUGUAAAACUUUCAUAUAUUUUCCAUCUAACUGUUAUUUUGUCUGGUAAAACUGCACUCCUGAAAGUGGAUAUGGUAUUUUAAGCAUUGGCUGAAAUUGUAAUUUAUUAAAAGUUGAGGUUCUCAUUUGAGACUUAUUUCUGAAGGGGCAGUCUUUGGAUUAAAGAAAUGUAAUUUAUAACUGGCAUUUGUAUAAAUUACAAAGAUUGUAUAAGUGAUGUUUCAUAAUAAAUGUAAAGUUGAAUGAA
Messenger RNA from Carcharodon carcharias (great white shark), 4919 nucleotides. RefSeq names its product cell migration inducing hyaluronidase 1. The record is from RefSeq and is a predicted model, not a curated record. The transcript is spliced from 29 exons. The coding region runs from base 131 to 4273 and encodes 1380 amino acids. Lineage: Eukaryota; Metazoa; Chordata; Chondrichthyes; Lamniformes; Lamnidae.